GGAGAAGCAGCUGUGGCGGGGGCCGAGGAGGGACAUUUUAAAAGGGCCGGAGAUUGCAGGCGUCAGUGGCCAUGGCGGAUACAGCGACAACAGCAUCGGCGGCGGCGGCUAGUGCCGCUAACACCUCGACCGAUGCACCUCCUUUCCAGCUGGGCAAACCCCGCUUCCAGCAGACAUCCUUCUACGGUCGCUUCAGGCACUUCUUGGAUAUCAUCGAUCCUCGCACACUCUUUGUCACUGAGCAUCCCUUCAAAGUGGAUAUAUGGCAUCAUUAUGACUUCAUAUUGCAGCUCUGGAGUGCACAGAAAAUCAAGCAGGCUAUUCUACACCCAGAUACCAAUGAGAAGAUCUUCAUGCCCUUUAGAAUGUCAGGUUACAUUCCUUUUGGAACGCCAAUUGUAGUUGGUCUUCUCUUGCCCAACCAGACACUGGCAUCCACUGUCUUCUGGCAGUGGCUGAACCAGAGCCAUAACGCCUGUGUCAACUAUGCAAACCGCAACGCUACCAAGCCUUCUCCUGCGUCCAAGUUCAUCCAGGGCUACCUGGGAGCUGUCAUCAGUGCCGUCUCCAUCGCCCCAGUGCCAACAUCUGCAACGUGGUCCUGAUGCGGUACGGGGAGCUGGAGGAAGGCAUCGAUGUCCUGGAUGGUGAUGGCAACCUCGUGGGCUCCUCCAAGAUUGCAGCCA
Molecule: messenger RNA, 686 nt
Organism: Leptonychotes weddellii (Weddell seal)
Lineage: Eukaryota; Metazoa; Chordata; Mammalia; Carnivora; Phocidae
Source: RefSeq, a predicted model, not a curated record